Schistosoma spindalis is the source of this 1533-nucleotide messenger RNA. Lineage: Eukaryota; Metazoa; Platyhelminthes; Trematoda; Strigeidida; Schistosomatidae. The record is from the annotation of a GenBank genome assembly.
AUGUGUAUUCCUCAUUACUUAAUUGUCGGUGGUGGUUUGUCCGGUUUAGUUACUUCUUACCUCAUCUCGUUAACCCGACCAUUGGGGAGUUACCGUCUCACAGUUUUGGAGAGUAGCAGUAGAUGGGGUGGUUGGAUUCAAUCAGUUAAAAAUAUGGAUACUGGAUCAAUCUAUGAAAUUGGUCCACAUAGCACUCGUGCAACAUCUGCCACAUCAGGUCUUUUGAUGAGAAUAGUGAAAAGUUUGCAUCUCGAAAACUCACUUGUAUGGAUGAGGCAGGGUACAGUUGGAGCGGAACGAUUAAUGUAUAUAAAUGACCAACUGUUGCCACUAUCUGCGUUCAAUUUCUCCACUUUAAAACCAUUCACUAGGUCCAACUGUAGUUUGAUCAUCAGGCGGUUAUUUUCUCGACGCCCACCAUCUCAGUCAGACUGGACUGUUGAUGAAUUCCUUCGCUCUCGUCUUGAUUCUGAAUUCGCUGAUUACUUUGGCAGUGCUCUGAUGAGAGGUAUCUUUGCUGGUGAUUCACGAAACCUUAGUGCUCGUGCUUGUUUGCCUACGAUGGUGAAGUCGGAAGAAUAUGGACCGAAUCUUAUUCUCGGGAUUCUACUUUCACGGAUAAACCGAUCUUUAGAUCGUAUCGUUAUACCAAAUAUGAUUGAUGACAAACUCCCGCAACUGAAUAACUUGAUUCCAUCUGAUGCGAUUGCGUGGACUUUAUCAGGUGGAUUGGAGACACUGAUUAACACUAUUGUAGAUCAUUUAAGUAGGAAACAUCCACAUAUCGAUUUGAAGUUAAACUCUUCCGUUGAAAAAUUGAAAUCUCUAAAUGGCUGCUUUGAGUAUACAUACAAGGUCAUCAGUGAUAAUGGGAACGACAAAGAAAAAAAUACAGCCGAUAUAGUCUUUUUUUGCUGCCCAUCCUACGUUACGGCAAGCAUUUUGGAAGACGUACUGACUACUGAAACUCUAAGCUAUCUGAAACCCGACUCUAUUCCAUGGGGAAGUAUUGUCAGCGCUGUCUUAGAAAUAGAUGACUCCUUUAUUCCCUUAGUACGUGGGUUUGGGCACUUAGUACCGCGUACAGAAGAUGAACAUAUUCUGGGUGUAAUAUACGAUUCCUUUGCGUUCCCGAAAUUGGAUGGAUUUAAUAAAAAUCUACGAUAUACAGUAAUGAUGAAACCAUUUCGUGAAUGGCUCGAAGCCUCUACAAGUUUAGGUUCCUCGGAACACCUGAAAAACACCAUUGAAGAAGUUGCGAAAACCGUCCUUAUAAACCAUCUUAAAAUACCGGCUCCGGUCAUUGUUGGUCGUCAUAUUAGUAUUCUCCGUAACUGUAUUCCCCAGUAUCCUCCUGGUCAUUUAACUAAUAUGGCUAAUUUGCGCAACGGCAUUCGGCGAAUUUCUAAUGGUCAUAGUUCUGGUCGAAGUAGUAUAUAUCUUGUUGGUAAUUCGUACGAUGGCGUUGGGUUGAAUGAUGCUGUCUAUAGUGCUGCAUGUGCAGUCGCAGAAGAGUUCAGUUCAUCUUCAUGA